Ficedula albicollis (Collared flycatcher) is the source of this 1067-nucleotide messenger RNA. RefSeq lists its product as uncharacterized. The coding region runs from base 133 to 750 and encodes 205 amino acids. The transcript is spliced from 2 exons. Lineage: Eukaryota; Metazoa; Chordata; Aves; Passeriformes; Muscicapidae. Gene Ontology annotation, molecular function: structural constituent of cytoskeleton. Gene Ontology annotation, cellular component: intermediate filament. The record is from RefSeq and is a predicted model, not a curated record.
UGACUUAACCCAACACCUACCUCCGAAGGAGCCUCUGGAAGAGCCCGGAUUCCUCCAGGGAUAAAAAUUUAAGGAAAUUUUAUCGGGAAUCGCCCACAUCCCGCAGCUGCAGGUUCUGCAUCACGUUCCCAGAUGUGCUCGGAAUUCCCGGCGGCCUCCGGCUCCAGCCGCCCCUGCGUCGUUUCCUGCGGCGCUUCCCGCGUCAUCAUCUUCCCUCCUCCCGUGCUCAUCACCUUCCCGGGGCCCAUCCUCAGCACCUGCCCGCAGGAGACCGUGCUGGGAUCCUCGGGAACGGUGCCGGGAUCCUCGGGAAUGCCGGAGGGAACAGCGGGAAUCUCCCUGAGGUCCCACGGAGCUGAAAUCCCGCGUAACGCGGAGUUUGUCCCAAAAUUCACCUCCAGGCCCAUCCUCGGCCUGGACCCGCAGGAGGCCGUGCUGGGAUUUUCGGGAAUGGUGUCGGGAUCUUUGGGAAUGAUGGAUGGAGCACCAGGAGCUUCCCGAAGGUCCCUGAGAUCCUACGGAGCGCAAUUCCCGCGUUCCGGGGGUUUCACCCCAAAAUCCGGCCCCCGGCGAGCGUCGCGCUGCUCCUACAUCUUUAAUUCCCGUUGGAUCCAUCCGUGCCGGAGGAGCAGCUGCGGGAGCCAGCAGCCGGCCGGGAACGGGAGCGAGGAGAGAAUUCCAGACCCGGAAAAGCCAGGAACGGAAAACGAGGAUGCGGCAAAAGAGGAAAAAGAGGAAUUGGAAGUGUGACGCGGAUCCGAGCCCGAUCCAAAGGCUCCUCCAAAGCAGAUUUGGGAAUUUAAGUUCAGCUUAAGUUGAGAUUUUUUUUAAGUUGUGUUUUUUUUUCCACCACAGAUAUUCCUAAGCCAUUAAAUUCCAUUUUCUCCAAAUUUUGGGAUAACGUGAUGCUUGGAAUCUGGUUUGUAGGAGCAAUUAUUUGGUUUUUUUCUGUGGUUUUACAGAGAAAUCGAGAUUGAGGAACACCCCAAAUGUGGUUAGACCUGACAAAGCUUUUCCCUGCCAGGCCUAAUUGAGCCAGGCGUAGCUUUUACGGGGAUUACUCACCA